This is a messenger RNA of Lucilia sericata (common green bottle fly), 405 nucleotides long. RefSeq names its product protein FAM170B-like. The transcript has a single exon. The coding region runs from base 1 to 405 and encodes 134 amino acids. The record is from RefSeq and is a predicted model, not a curated record. NCBI's taxonomy places the organism in Eukaryota, Metazoa, Arthropoda, Insecta, Diptera, Calliphoridae.
AUGGAGGCCUGUCAUGAGUGUGGAGAUUUGCAUCACACCAUGUUGCAUCCUGAGCGGUCCCAACGACAUCGUCAACAACCACUACGACGUCAACAACAACCACAACAACGUCAACAACAACCGCAACGUCGUCAACAACAACGUCGUCGACCACAACCUCGCCAGCAGAUGCAAUCUUCACGUCGCCGUCAGCAGCUACCUCAACGUCGCCGUCAGCUAGUACAACGUCGUCGUCCCCAACCACGCCGUCGUCAACCUGUUGCAGUUACCCAAAAUGCCCAGGAAUUGGUACAACAGAUUGUUGCAGCUGUGGGCCAAUUGUCGGGGGCAUUAAAUAUUGCACCAGUGCAAAAGGGACGUGAUGUCAAGGAUCGAUCUGGCAACGACUUGAUCGACCUCGACUAA